Molecule: messenger RNA, 3660 nt
Organism: Adineta steineri
Lineage: Eukaryota; Metazoa; Rotifera; Eurotatoria; Adinetida; Adinetidae
Source: the annotation of a GenBank genome assembly
AUGGAUACUUCCUUUGCUUCCAAUGCAUCGAUGUUUAAAUCUGUACUCAUUGCAAAUCGAGGUGAGAUUGCAGUACGUAUCGCUCGCACUUUAAAAAAAAUGGGUAUUCGAAGUGUUGCAAUUUAUUCUGGAGCUGAUCGUAAUUCUCAACAUGUAAUUGCAGCUGAUCAUGCUGUUGAACUUAAAGGAAAUACAUCUGAAGAAACGUAUCUUUCUGGUGAUUUAAUUAUUGCAACAGCAAAAUCACAAAAUGUUCAAGCAAUUAUUCCUGGUUAUGGUUUUUUAUCUGAAAAUGCUGAUUUUGCUAUACAAUGUGAAGCAGCUGGUCUUAUUUACAUCGGUCCUACACCAGAACAAAUCCGUCAAUUUGGACUUAAACAUAUUGCUUAUGAACUGGCAGCUUCUGCUAAGCUACCACUUUUACCUCAUUCAGGUCUAUUAACUGAUAUUGAAGAUGUCAAGUUACAAGCACGUUCUAUUGGUUAUCCAGUUAUGUUAAAAAGUACAGCAGGAUCAGGUGGUCAUGGAAUAUUACGAUGCUCGGACGAAAAUGAACUAAUGGACGCAUGCGAAAAAGUACGUCGUUUAGCUUCUAAAUUCUUUAAAAAUACUGGUAUCUAUCUGGAACGUUGUAUCGAUGAUGCCCGACAUAUUGAAGUACAAAUGUUUGGUGAUGGUCAUGGUCAUGUAAUAACACUUGGUGAACGAGACUGUUCUCUACAACGUCGUAAUCAAAAAAUUGUUGAAGAAACACCAGCGCCUAAUUUAACAAAUGAUGUACGUUCUCGUCUUCACGAUGCAGCUCUUCGAUUAGGUACUUUAGCAAAAUAUCGAUCAGCAGGUACUAUUGAAUUCGUAUACGAUCGUACAAGUCAAGAAUUCUACUUUCUUGAAGUAAAUUGUCGUUUACAGGUGGAACAUCCAAUAACCGAAGCUAUUUUUGAUAUUGAUCUUGUUGAAUGGAUGGUAAGUUUGGCUGCUGGACAUCCACCAAAAGCUCUUUACAAUGUACCAACAUCUCGAGGUGCAGCAAUCGAAGUACGACUUUGUAGUGAAGAACCUGUACAUGAUUUUCGUCCUUCGUCUGGUACACUUCAUGAAGUAUUAUUUCCAAGCAAUGUACGUGUCGAUACUUGGAUUACGAAUGGUACAGAAGUAUCACCUUAUUAUGAUUCUUUAUUAGCUAAAGUCAUAGUACAUGGUAAUAAUCGUAAAGAAGCUAUCGAACGUAUGCAACGUGCUUUAGAACAUACUCGCUUAAUUGGUAUUAGUACUAAUCUGGAUUUUCUUCGUCAUGUUAUUGGUUCAUCAUUUGUUACUAGUGGUAAUUUAUCUACUAAGGUUUUAACGGACUAUUUUAAAUAUCGACCGAACGCCAUAGAAAUAUUAAAACCAGGAACGUAUACAACUAUUCAAGAUUAUCCUGGUCGUGUCAAAUUUUGGGAUGUAGGUGUACCACCAUCUGGUCCCAUGGAUAGUUACGCAUUUCGUUUAGCUAAUCGUUUAGUUGGUAAUACUGAAGAUGCUGCCGGACUCGAAUGUACAUUAGACGGACCAUUUUUAUACUUUCAUACUUCUAGUACCAUUGCUAUUACAGGUGCUACAAUGAAUGCAACGCUCAAUAAUACACCUGUUGAUCUAUGGAAGCCAAUACUCGUACAAGCUGGACAAACAUUAAAACUAGGACAUGUCGCAUCUGGUUGUCGUACGUACAUUGCUGUUCGUGGUGGUUUCGAUGUACCGUCGUAUCUCGGCAGUCGUUCUACUUUCGUUCUUGGACAAUUUGGUGGUUAUGCUGGUCGAACUUUAACAUCAGGUGAUAUGUUAUUCAUUGGUAAAUGUAUUAGUAAUCAAAUUCCAUCAACUGUAUCAAAUACUAUUAUACCUCAGUAUCCAGUCGAAGGUGAAGAAUGGCAAGUUGGUGUGUUAUACGGACCACAUGGAGCUCCUGAUUUCUUUGCAUCUGAUUAUAUUGAAAAAUUCUUUAGUACUACGUGGCAAGCUCAUUACAAUUUAAAUCGUUUAGGUGUUCGUUUAUUAGGACCAAAACCAAGUUGGACUAGAACAGAUGGUGGUGAAGCUGGUCUUCAUCCUUCAAACAUUCAUGAUUGUGAAUAUGCUGUAGGUAGUAUCAACUUUACUGGAGAUACACCAAUUAUUCUCUGUCAAGAUGGACCAAGUUUAGGUGGAUUCGUUUGUUUAGUUACCAUUGCUAAAGCAGAACUUUGGAAAAUUGGUCAAGUUAAACCUAACGAUCGAAUUCGUUUUUAUCCAAUUACUUUCGAUCAAGCUUUACCAUUGGAACGUGAUCAAGAUACUUUAAUAAAUACAUUGACAAAAUCAGUUUCUACUAUACCAUUACCAUUAUUAUCUUCAUCACCAAUCGAAUCAUUACAAUGUAUACUUACUGAACUACCUGCAACAGCUACACGACCAUCUGUAAUCUAUCGACAAGCAGGUGAUCAUUAUAUUCUCAUUGAAUAUGGUCCAAUGCAUCUUGAUUUAUGUUAUCGAUUUCGUGUACAUCUACUUAUGGAAGAACUACACGAUCAUCAUCCAGUCGAAGGUAUAUUAGAAUUAGCACCUGGUGUACGUUCACUUCAAAUUAGAUAUGAUAGUCGAAUAAUUCAUCAAAAACAAUUACUUACUGCAUUACUGACUGCUGAAGAUCAUUUGCCAACGGAUGAAAAUACUAUACGAGUAAAAAGUCGCAUUGUAUAUUUACCAUUAGCUUUCGAAGAUUCAGCUACACUUGAUGCUGUAAAACGUUAUCGAGAAACGGUAAAAGAAUCAGCACCAUGGUUACCAAAUAAUGUUGAUUUUAUUCAACGUAUCAAUGGACUUUCAUCUCGAGAUGACGUACGAAAAACUAUUUUCGAUGCAUCAUAUCUAAUACUUGGUCUUGGUGAUGUUUAUCUUGGUGCGCCUUGUGCAGUACCUAUCGAUCCACGUCAUCGAUUAAAUACUUCGAAAUAUAAUCCAGCACGCACAUUUACAGCUGAAGGUACUGUAGGCAUCGGUGGUGUUUAUAUGUGUAUCUAUGGUAUGGAUUCGCCAGGUGGAUAUCAACUUAUUGGUCGUACAUUACCUAUUUGGAAUACGUUUACUCGUAAUACUGCAUUCAAAGAUGGUAAACCAUGGCUUCUUCGAUUUUUCGAUCAAGUUCGUUAUUAUCCUGUGGAUGAAGCAGAACUUACUAUACAACGUCAAGCAUUUCGUGAGGGACGUUUAAAUAUACGUAUUGUGGAAGAUAAUGAAUUUAAUUUAGGUGAAUACAAGGCUUUUCUUAAACGUGAAUCAGAAAGUAUUACAAAUUUUACUACAAAACAGGCUACUGCAUAUGCUGAAGAAGUAUCAUAUUGGCAGAAUGAUACUAAUGAUAUAAAUGAAUCCUCAAAGAAUGAUAAUGAAAUAAAAGAAAUACGAUCAGAUUCCGGUCCGGAAGUAACUAUUUGUGCAGAUAUUUGUGGUAGCGUAUGGAAAAUACUUGUAGAACAAGGUCAAAUAGUUGAAGAAAAUGCACCCGUUAUUAUACUUGAAGCAAUGAAGAUGGAAUUAACUAUUCGAUCUCCAAUUACUUGCAAAAUUUCUUCGAUAUUAUGUAAUGUUGGUCAAUUAGUAAAUGCCAAGGAUGUUCUUCUAGAAAUUGAAGCUGUUUAG